AUGUCGGACCAAACAUUAUGCAUGUUAGGAUGUGGUAAUCUCGGUACUGCCAUCCUACAGAGCCUCCUAGACGCCCCUCCCAACUCGUUGUGUGGCAUCACCCAAUUCAUCGCCUGCGUUAAGAGCGAACAGUCAGAAAGCCGACUCAAACGCCUGUUCUCUCAACACCAAAAUGUUCGCAUCAUGCGAAACGAAAAUUUAGCCGCUCUCAGAGAUUCACACGUGACCAUUCUGGGCGUCGAUCCGUCACAAGUAGAGGCAACACUAGAAGGAAACGAGAACGAGCAGUCAACCGGCUGGGGACCGCCCAUUGAGAAUGCGUUAAUGGGAAAACUGCUGAUCAGCAUCGUAGCGGGCUGGACGCGUCCAGCUAUUGAAACGCUGAUCAACUCCGAGACGGAUUUAAUUGACAGCCGUUAUCCUGAUGCAGAAAGAGCAUGGGUUUUACGCACCCUCCCCAACGUAGCGGCGCUUGUUUCGCAAUCCAUGACUGCCAUCGAAGACCAUCCCUCGCCUUUAUUCCCACCGCAGUUCAAAGACAUAGCAACAGCCAUCUUCGCGCAAAUCGGAAAACCCAUGUUCAUACCACCCGCUCUUAUGCCCGCCACAACAGCCGUAGCAGGCUCCACACCCGCAUUCUGGGCCAUCAUCGUCGACAGCCUCGUCGACGCCGCCGUUGCUGUUGGGGUACCACGCAAAGUGGCCCAGAAGCAGAUCUACCAGAGCAUGAGGGGCAGUGCGGAGAUGCUUCAGAGUGGGAUACAGCCGGGCGAGCUGAGGGAUAUGGGAACGAGUCCGGAGGGGUGUACGAUUGCGGGGGUUAUGGUGCUGGAAGAAGGUGGAGUGAGGGGUGUGUUGGGGAAGGCGUUAAGGGAGAGUGUUACGGUUGCUAGGGCGAUGGGGAAGGUUGGGGAGAAGGGUAGGGAGGUGCAUGUUAAUGAUACUAGGAAGAUCUAG
Molecule: messenger RNA, 957 nt
Organism: Alternaria hordeiaustralica
Lineage: Eukaryota; Fungi; Ascomycota; Dothideomycetes; Pleosporales; Pleosporaceae
Exons: 2
Coding region: 1-957 (318 amino acids)
Biological process (GO): L-proline biosynthetic process
Molecular function (GO): pyrroline-5-carboxylate reductase activity
Source: RefSeq, a predicted model, not a curated record